UAUUUGAUGGCCGGGCUGGGCCACGAAUCUCGAAACUCUUAGCCCGGCUCGCUUAGCCUUCAAAAUAUUAUAAAAGAACAGACUAUUGAAGCGCCAAAAUCACCGAUUCUCCGGGUCCCAUUGAGGAGGAUAAGAUGACGAGCCCACGAAACCGAGACCGAGAGGACAGCGAGACACUGGUAGAAGCGGCGUUGCGAGUCCUGAAUACGGCCGAUCCAUUCGAGAAGGCCCGCCUCGGUGACUCAGUUGCUUCCAAAUGGCUACAAGGGACCAUCUCUCGCACUUACGAUCCCUCCCUUGAUCUCCCCGUGCCAGAUCGCCCCGCCAGGCUCACUAACGUUAAGUUGGUUUCUCCAAGUUUGAUGCCAAAGUUGGGGAAAGCUGGUAGCUUGCAGAGCAGGCAGGCAAUUGUGCACAGCCUUGUUCACACUGAGAGUUGGGCAAUUGACUUGUCAUGGGAUAUAAUUGCUCGUUUUGGUAAGCAGGAGGCGAUGCCGAGAGAAUUCUUCACUGAUUUUGUGAGAGUGGCUCAAGAUGAGGGCAGGCACUUCACACUCCUUGCAGCACGGCUUGAGGAACUUGGUUCUUCGUAUGGGGCAUUACCUGCACAUGAUGGACUUUGGGACUCUGCCAUUGCCACAUCCAAGGACCUUUUAGCACGUCUGGCUGUCGAACAUUGCGUCCAUGAGGCGAGGGGACUUGACGUGCUUCCUACGACCAUCUCUCGUUUCCGCAAUGGAGGUGAUAAUGAGACAGCAGAUCUUCUGGACAGAGUGGUUUACCCAGAAGAGGUUACCCAUUGUGCUGCUGGAAUAAAAUGGUUCAAAUAUCUUUGCUUGAGGUCCAGAGAUCCAGCUUUUCAAGGAGAAAUGCUGGCAACUCAAGAAAGUGAUUAUUUUACAGUGGAGGAGGGGAAUGCUGCAGAAGUGAUUCAGAAGUUUCAUGCAAUAGUAAGGAAGUACUUCAGGGGGCCUCUGAAGCCACCUUUUAACGAGAAGGCAAGGAAAGCUGCUGGCUUUGGCCCUCAGUGGUAUGAACCACUUGCAGUGAAGGAGGCCAGCUCAGAAUACCAAUAGCAUUAUGCAGAGGUAAACUUCCCAAUCAAUCUCUUUGGAGUGAUUUGCAGAAAUAAUAGUAAAGAAAAAUAAUAGAGAGAAUCUCUGAGUGUCAGAAGAUUCUCUUCAAAUCUUGUAAGCCAAGCGAAACCCUUAUGCUUUGCAAUUUUACGGCAUUAAAAUAUUAGUUUCCUCUUAAUCUAUUACUACUUAUUUA
Messenger RNA from Tripterygium wilfordii, 1272 nucleotides. RefSeq lists its product as uncharacterized. The record is from RefSeq and is a predicted model, not a curated record. NCBI's taxonomy places the organism in Eukaryota, Viridiplantae, Streptophyta, Magnoliopsida, Celastrales, Celastraceae. The coding region runs from base 135 to 1076 and encodes 313 amino acids. The transcript has 4 exons.